Molecule: messenger RNA, 1503 nt
Organism: Brassica napus (rape)
Lineage: Eukaryota; Viridiplantae; Streptophyta; Magnoliopsida; Brassicales; Brassicaceae
Product: F-box/kelch-repeat protein At2g44630-like
Exons: 1
Coding region: 221-1261 (346 amino acids)
Molecular function (GO): protein binding
Source: RefSeq, a predicted model, not a curated record
AUAAUUAUCUCCUUGGCCAAAAAAGACUAAGAAAAUUUAACGACAACUGAAAACCUAUAUUUGUUUAAUACAAACUUCUAAUUUAGUCGUAUAUAUAAAGAGUAUCAACGCGAAAAAAGAAAGAAAGAUAAACUGAGUAUUGCUAACUGACUAUCCUUGACGUCUUUCUUUCGCCGCCUCUAACGCCGACGAGGGCCACCGUGAAAAAUCAACCAAACCAAUGUCGCCUUCACAGUUCUCCUCACUGCCUCAGGACAUCGUGUGGCAAGUCUUAGCCCGCGUGCCGAAACGCUCAUACCCACUCCUCGCUUGCACCUCCAAGAACUUCCGUCUUCUUGUUCGUUCGCCGGAGAUUCACAAGAUUCGCUCUCUCCUCCGCAAAGAUUCCCUCUACAUCUGCUUCAUGGACAAAACCAACCGUCCCCAGACCCCACACUGGUUCACUCUCCGCAGAACCGAGAAUAAUCCGAUAGAGAACGAGUACGUCUCCGUGGAUCUUGCGUUUCCUGAUCACGACGAGUCCAACGCCUCGAUCAUCGCAUAUGGCCCGGAGAUUUUCUUUGUAUGCGGAGCACACGUUCACUCAUCAAACCUGUGGGUCUUUGACUCUCGCUCUGGACAGUUUCGCCGAGGACCAAGCAUGAACGUGACUCGAAUGUACAAGAGCGUGGGGUUAGUCGGGAGUAAGAUAUACGUUGUCGGAGGCAACAUGGCCGGUGACAUUCAAGCCGAGUCGUUUGACCUGAAGACGGAAACUUGGGAGCCAGCGCCGAGUCUUGAGGAAGAGAUGACGUGGCUCUCGGCUGCCACGGUGUCAUUAGACAGGAAGGUUUGUGCGUUGAUGCUUGUUGGAGCCUGCGCUGUUUGCUACGACACUAGAGAUGGUUCUUGUACGGAGUUCAAGAUCAAAAUCGAAGAGUGGUGGAAAACGGGUGCGUGUGUGAUCGACAAUGUGCUCUACGUUUAUUACGGUAGACUCGGGUUGAUGUGGUAUGACACUAAGAUGAGGGUAUGGAGAUUGGUAACUGGUUUGGGUGAUCUCAAGAAGGUUCGGUCUGUUGGAAUGGUGGAAUACUAUGGAAAGUUGGCGGUUUUGUGGAAAGAACAUAGUGGUGGUGCAACGAAGGAGAUUUGGUGUAGGAUGAUUGGUUUGGAGAGGAGUGAAGAUGGGAUCAGUGGGACUGCAGAAGAGUCGUCUCAGCUUCUGGGGAGUGUUCCUCGUUGCUUUAGGUUGCACCGUGUUCUAUCUGUUUCAGACUAGAUUGAGCUAAUUAUUUUGAUGGGAUCUAUGCUCUGUUUCUUUGUUUUCCUACACCUUUCCGGAGACUAAAAGAAUAUUGUUCUGUUUUUGUUAAUGAGAACGAAGCCUGAAACGAGUUACAAUGCAUAUGUUAACUUGUAUGUCAAGUUUAUUCGAACAUGCAAUGGUUUGAAUAUUUUGAGAAACCAAAACCCGAGAAUAUUGAAAAUCAGUUCAAAAAAAAAAAAAACCCGAGAAUAUUA